AUGGCCCGAACGCAUCCCAGCUCCUUCCAACAAUUGGAAAAGCUUGGAGAAGGAACCUAUGCCACAGUCUACAAGGGCCGCAAUUGUCAGACAGGGGAGAUGGUGGCGUUGAAGGAGAUCCAUCUCGACUCUGAAGAAGGGACGCCCUCGACUGCGAUUCGUGAAAUAUCUUUGAUGAAGGAGUUACACCAUGACAAUAUCCUAUCGCUCUACGAUGUCAUUCACACUGAGAACAAAUUGAUGUUGGUCUUCGAGUACAUGGAUCAGGAUCUAAAGAAGUAUCAGGAAACUCAUGGCAACCACGGUCAGCUAGAGCCAAACGUCGUCAAGUCCUUUUCCUUUCAACUUCUGCGGGGAAUCGCAUUCUGCCAUGAUAAUCGGAUCCUCCAUCGCGACCUCAAACCCCAGAAUCUGCUUAUCAACUCUAAAGGCCAGCUUAAACUCGCGGACUUUGGCCUUGCCCGCGCGUUCGGCAUUCCAGUUAACACCUUCUCCAAUGAGGUGGUGACACUUUGGUAUCGCGCCCCGGACGUGCUUCUCGGCAGCCGUACUUACAACACCAGCAUCGAUAUCUGGUCAGUUGGAUGUAUAAUCGCGGAAAUGUUCACUGGCCGCGCGCUCUUCCCCGGUACUACGAAUGAGGAUCAACUUCAGAGGAUCUUCCGUGUCAUGGGAACACCAACCGAACGCAUUUGGCCCGGAGUCUCACAAUUUCCGGAAUACAAAAGCAAUUUCCCAAUCUAUGUCACUCAAGAUCUCCGCCAUGUUGUACCUCGAAUUGAUCCAUUAGGGCUUGACCUAUUGAGCCGUAUGUUGCGUCUCCAACCGGACCUACGUAUCAGCGCCACAGAAGCACUACGACAUCCUUGGUUCGAUGAUCUUCCGGGGGCUAGGACUGUGUCAUAG
This is a messenger RNA of Aspergillus calidoustus, 906 nucleotides long. The record is from the annotation of a GenBank genome assembly. Lineage: Eukaryota; Fungi; Ascomycota; Eurotiomycetes; Eurotiales; Aspergillaceae.